Plodia interpunctella (Indianmeal moth) is the source of this 5835-nucleotide messenger RNA. RefSeq names its product Ribonuclease Z (gene RNaseZ). Gene Ontology annotation, molecular function: 3'-tRNA processing endoribonuclease activity. The record is from RefSeq and is a predicted model, not a curated record. Gene Ontology annotation, cellular component: mitochondrion. Bases 1753 to 5727 code for a protein of 1324 amino acids. Gene Ontology annotation, biological process: mitochondrial tRNA 3'-end processing. The transcript has 31 exons. Lineage: Eukaryota; Metazoa; Arthropoda; Insecta; Lepidoptera; Pyralidae.
GGCUGCGGGGCUUUGCUAUGUGUGUAAAGAUAAACUUACACAUUAUAAAAAUAAGUCCCUGUCGCGUUUUUCUGAAUGCGAUAAACACAAAACCUUUUGGAUUUGGAUAGUGUGAUUCCUGAAGAAGGUUAAGAUGUAUAAUUUAUUAUGAUUUUACCCGAGCGAAGAUGGGACGGUCCGUUAGUAAAGAAUGAAGUUAGUGCAAGGAAAACUAAGGUACCUUACAAUAUCAUUCCAAAAUUUCGUAUAAGUCUAUCAACAAACUUAUCUGAAACUUUUUGAUUUAUUUGAUAGAUAUGUUGUAAAACAGACUUUUUAAUUCUUACUUCAUUUAUCACUUUAUCCAAUACACUCGUGCAAUGCAAGUUAUUUAAUUCAUGGUAAUUGCAUACAUCAAGGCCCCUAGAACUUGCCCCAUAACAGACAGUAGUUAUCAAAACUUUUCUUCAUCAUAACUACUAUUCUCACAGUUUUGAGACACAAGAUAUUUGUAUACUCUACAGUCAACAGAACGUCAAGUUGUGACAAAAGUCACUUAAAAGGCGCCACAGAAAACUAACAUCGAGAAUAAAUUCUAUAUAUACAAAUAAUUUGCAAGUUUAUUAGCAACUGAGUGCAUUAGCUUUUUAGGACAUCAAUUUGACGCCAUGACAUUUUUUUUGUGUACCCUCACUUUAUAUCUAGUUUUAAGUGAUGACUGUUGUCAGUUUAUGUUUAAUUUCUUUUUUAUGUAUAUCAACUUUUUUGUCUUGAGAAAUAAAGUUUCUAUUCAGGGUUAAUUUGAAAUAGUUUUGGAUAAGUUGAUGUUCUAUUGACUGUACUUAAGCUUAAAAAACAGUACUAGAAUGCUAGAAAAUCUAAAAAGGUUUUUGGUUUGGAUAUUAGAUAUAGGUAUAUAUAAAGUUUUAAUUCAAAGAAUUUACUACCAUAAUAUUAAGUAUUUGAGAAGAGAGAUAUCUAUAAUAAUAUAUUUUCACAAACUCACCUUGCAGUCUUUAUGUCUGUAACACCAGGUGCACCCGAAGAGAAGCCCAACAGCAGUAAGCGUCAGCAUCAACGCCGGCACUGCAUACCACCCCGAGUCCCAGCCAUCAAACGCAAACGGUCCCUCAUCUGCAAAUAUAUUCAUUUUAAUUUCAUAAUUUUGGAUGCUGCAAUGCGCGUUUUUGUAUGGAGUUGUAAUUCUGAAUUACAACAAUACAACACAAUUGAAGUGAUUUUUGGUGUGGAGAUAGUUGAAGAGUGGGAGAGGGACAAUUUACUUCUUUUUGCGAAGGUGGAAUUGUGGGCAACAGCUAGUAACAAAAUCUGUAGAUAAAUAACUGCCCCAUAAUAAUAAUAAAAAAACAAUACUAUACAGAGAUAUUGGGUCAGCUUGGAAUAGGGUGGUAGACUGAAAACCUCAAAACUAUUAUGUUCAAAAUAUUGUAAUUUACUAUUAUUGUUUGGUAGUUUUAAGCUGUGGUUUAGUGUGUGCUAAUUUCCGAAGGGAACAAUACUUUUAUCAGGGAUGAAAGAUGGCCUGAUGUGAUGUCCUUCACCAAACUAAAACUUGAUGUAUGCCAAAUUUCAAGAUUGGUCAAGUAGAUAAGGGAGAAGAGGGGACAGAAACUCAGUUUUUCAUUUAUGAUACCUUACUGGUUGUGAAGGUUAGAUUGGUGUGAGAGUUUCAGUGUAGUUAGAUUGAAUAGCAUACGUUACAAGAGUGGCAGCAGCCGUAGCACUAAGAAGCUAUUGGAUGUUUUAGCCGAGAUGCCAAAGGCGAAUUCUGCUCGGAUAUUGGACGCACAGCUCCAAAGACAGAACAUAUCAAAGAAGUCGGAAAAAUAUGCUCCCAGUACUGUUUACUUGCAAGUACUUGGUUCUGGAGCUAGAGGUGCACCGAACACGUUAUACGUCUUCACAGAUCAAAAACGAUAUCUGUUCAACUGUGGCGAAAGCACACAGCGUCUAGCUCACGAGCAUAAAGUGAAGUUGUCUCGUUUGGAGCAUAUUUUCAUCACAUCUAAAACAUGGACUAACAUUGGAGGCCUGCCAGGUCUCUCACUGACCUUGCAGGAUGUUGGGGUGCCAAAGUUGACUUUACAUGGACCUGAAGGACUUGAUGAAUUAUAUCAGGCCACAAAACGGUUUGUCAUCAUGAAGGAUAUGGAUGUUACGAUGGCAGAAUGCAGUCCUACAGCGGAUUUCGAAGAUAAUGUCAUGAGUGUUAAAUAUGUUAUAUUAACCCCAGAAAUUUUAAAACCUACAGCAAAAAAACCAAGGUUAGAAGAGAAAAGCAAAGAAGUGAGGGACAUGAAGGAUUUUGACAAGUUCAUGAACGAUAACACCGAUUACUACAAAGCUAAUUCAAAACCAGGAUACCGAAGAACUAGGGACCAUGGGAAAUCCCGAAAUGACAAAGACACCACGAAAACGAAAGAUAAACAGAAAGAACACAGUAUCAACAAAAGCACCGUUGCAUAUAUUUGCACUUUAAAGAAACGUCUCGGCACCUUAGACCUGGCGAAGUGCGUGGAGCUGGGGGUGCCGCCGGGCCCGAUGCUGGGCCAGCUGAAGGCGGGGUUCGACGUGGUGCUGCCCAGCGGCAAGCUGGUGCUGUCCAAGGACGUCAAGACUCCGGACGACCCGGGGCCCGUGUUCAUUGUGCUGGAAGUGCCGGAGUUAUGCUACUUGAAGGAGACGGAGUUUUCGGCGCACUUCGCUGAGACCAAUCCGCCCGAAAGGAUACCCGCUUUGGUUGUGCAUUACACUCCCCCACAUGUCUUCAAAGACCCCAAGUAUCGGCAAUUCCUAGCGAUGUUCGGCCCCGACACGAAGCACCUAGUGCUCAACAGCCAGAACUCCUGUCUGGGCUCGGAAGCGGUGCACCGCACGCAGCACAAGCUCCACCUGCUGGACCCGGACAUAUUCCCGUUGUUGCGCGACGCCAGCGUGCCGGCUGUGUGGAGCUCCUCGCCAUUGCUCACCGAGAGUCCCGCGAAGAUUAAAACAUUGGAAGAACUCAAGAAUAAGAUUGCGUUCGCGCAGUUCCAGAAUAUAAUCAAUAUAGAGGGCAGCAAGGGCGACUCGCAGUCGAAACCGAACAGCAAUGAGAAGUAUGAGGUCUACGAGGGACGGACCCUGAGUGUGCUGCAUUUGAGGCCUAAGAAGGAGAUUGACAGAUCGGCCGAACCGAAGCUCCACAUCCAAGAGUACAUCCAAGAGACCAUGGACAUCGCUGGCUUCACUGCAAGCCUGGACACCCUACGGAAGCAAGUGGACAGCAUCAGAUACAUGCAAAGUGAUGAGACAGAGUUUCCAAAGGUCAUCUUCUUGGGCACCGGAUCCUGUAUACCCAGCAAGACGAGGAACACCAGUGGGAUUGUGCUGCAAAUUGAUGAAAAUAGGUCUAUGCUCUUAGACUGCGGAGAAGGCACGUUCGGUCAGCUGGUUCGGUUCUUUGGCUCCAAGCGAGUCAACUCGUUUCUGAGGUCCGUGCGCGCCAUCUAUAUAUCUCAUCUACACGCCGACCAUCAUAUUGGCCUUAUAAGCGUCCUCCAAGCGCGAAGGCAAGCGUUCAAAGACCAUCCGACACAGGAGUGCCACUCGCCGUACGAGCCCGUGCACCUGCUGGCCCCGGGGCAGAUCAUGUCUUGGCUGAACAUGUACGACCUGCAGUUUGAGAAGAUCCGGCACGAUUUCAACCUCAUACCGAAUCAGAGCUUGCUGCACACGCAACAAAGCGAAGAAGAAAUGACGGCUGCGGCUAUAGCGAGCAUCGGCGUGGAGAGAAUCAGGACGUGCUUGGUGUCCCACUGCCCUAACGCGUUCGGGGUGGCCAUCGACGUGGACCAGGACAACAAGAUCACGUACUCGGGAGACACUAUACCGUGCCAGGAGCUGGUCAAGAUUGGUGAAAAAUCGACGCUCCUCAUUCACGAGGCGACCAUGGAGGACGAGCUGGCAGACGAGGCUCGCACCAAAAUGCAUUCCACCACGUCCCAGGCCAUAGACAUGGGGCGCAGCAUGAGGGCGCAGUACACCGUGCUGACCCACUUCAGCCAGAGAUACGCCAGGCUGCCGAGGCUGAACGCGAACAUACUCAGCGACAACAGAAACGUUGGCAUCGCUUUUGACAACAUGCAGAUAACAAUGAGCGACCUGCAACUCCUGCCGCUGAUGUACGCGCCGCUGCUGCUCAUGUUCGCGGAGCACUGCGUGGAGAUGGAAGCGAAGGCGGCGCAGCGCGCGCGCCACAGGGAACUGUUGGUGGACGCCGCCGCUGUCCACAGCGUCGGUUCGCACAGAAGCUUCCGCGGCCGCAGCAACUCGUCGCGGUGCCGAGAUUCGACCCCGACACACAGUCCGUCCGCCAACUAUCGAGAAAGUCAGUCAUCGAGACUAAGACAAAAGGCGAAAGGAAUGACGAUCGCCGGUUUGGUCAGGGGCCCGCGCAGCUCCAGUGUUUCUGAGCAGUCCACAACACGAUCCAGAGCAAGUUCUUUGCACAGCGAUGGUGGUGCCCGCCGCAGCGUGAGGUCAUCAGAGACUUGUUCGAACAAAUCUUACGACGCUGGAGAAACAGUCCGCACCUUGAGUGAAACAAGUUCUAACCAGAGGCCGAGGUCCAGGCCGGAUUCUGCCUCUAUAACCAAGCUUAACAGAUGUAAACUCAGAGGUGACAAGUCGCCGACCAACUCGGAGCGUAUGGUCGUGGUGUCGAGUGUGGCCAGAUCACGGGGGAACUCCCCAACCGCUAGUACUAGGAACUCUGUCCACUCCGCAGUAUUGUCAACUUACGACAAAGGUAAGAUGGCGGAAAGUGCUUACGGGAAACCACUGGUCACUAAUAUCAAUAAGAGAUUGAAGAUUAUGAGGUAUACACCCACACCGAUUUUAUUCAAUAACAAAGAUAUGGCCAAAAUGAAACCAGCCCCGCCGCCCGUGCGCUCGCCAGUUAGAUCUACGUUAAAAUCGUCUUUGCAUAACGAGAAAGAAAUUAUCAAAUCAAAGCAAAAUUACUCAUGGACGCCGGAAUCCAACAGGUCAAUCAAAACGUGUUCCAGGGAAUCAAGCCAGUCAUCAGGUUUUCAUAAGAAGCCUGAAAGUAAAUCAAGAAUACCAACCAGAUGUACACCAUCAGGCAACAAAUUGAGACAGUCGCUAACUAAUCCUAGUAUUAAAUACGACAAGAAAAACCCCAUAGCAGACAGGCCAGAGUCUGCGAAAGCAUUGAGACCUUAUCCGAGAAGUCCGUCAAGACACGACGUGGAUCAUGUAAAUUACAACGGUGAGCAAUUAUCAGUGAUGAACGCCAAGUCUCAGCUGGUGAAGUCGCCGGACCGCAGGGGAGUCGCGAAGGACCCCUCGAAGAAGUUCGAGCCGGUGCGCGACAUCGUCACCGAGAGGCUGAAGCAGCCGCUGUGUAAGAGACAGACAUCGCCCAUGCAGAUUGGCAGACCACAUUCGGGUUUAUACAACAACAGAUCAUAUAAGCCACAGUUAGAGGACAUCAAGAGUUCAUUUUUAUUGUUGAACAAACAGGCGCGAGAGCAAAAACAGAAAACACUGGCAAUAGAAGACGACAAGAAUAAGUCAGCUGUAGUAAAGAAACCUCCGGCGAUAAACAAUGAAGAUAGGCGGAAACAGCUAAUAGAAGUAAAAAAGAAAUUCCGGAGCAGAAGCUUUUUCAUAGAUUCCAAAUAUGACAAAAUUGAGGGGCUGAAUUGGAUAUCAUGGAAAUGAAUGUUUUUCAAAUAAAUCUUCUGUAUUAAAUUGAUAAGUGACAGUAACACUGUUGUGUAUUAUGUAAACGUUUACGAGCAUAAUGUAUUAAAAAAAAAUUGAAUAACA